AUGGCCUCGGCUGCAACCCUCCCCAAGCUUCAGUUGAGGCCAAGAUGCAACAGCUACUUCCAGAUGACCGAUCAAGUUCAUGCGCACAUCAAAGCAUGCGGUGCCUGCAAGUGCCCGACGCAUAUCCACGGGUUGUUUCUUUCAGCUGGAGGAAGAAGAUGGAGGCACACAUUCCUGCCGGUGUCUGCGGUUGGAACAGGUCGGGGCUCAUCGGUCGCUGAGGCAGAUAGGAAGAGCGACUUGUCUCUGGAGAACGUCAAGACGUCCGUCGUUUCCCGCGACGACGAAAAGAUCAAUGUACGAGUGCAGUUGCCUGGAAAGACAACACAAAAGGUGUUUGAUGAGGCUCUGACGAUCUUGGCUCGUGAUGCACCGCCAGUUCCUGGUUUUAGGAAGUCCAAAGGAGGGAAAACAUCAAAUAUACCCAGCAGCAUCCUGCUGCAGAUGCUUGGCAAAAGCCGGGUCACCAAGUUCGUUCUUCAGGAAAUAUUGAGCAUCACCAUUGAAGAAUUUAUCAAGAAGGAAAACCUGAAGGUGAAACCUGAGAUCAAGACAACCCAGUCCGAAGGUGAAAUGGAGUCGGCAUUCGCGCCAGGUUCAGCAUUUGGGUUCAAUGUUAUCCUUCAGCUUGAGAAAUCUGACUCUGGUGAGGAUUCAGUGGAGAAACCUGACUUUGAUGAGGAUUCAGAGGAGAAACCGGACUCUGAUGACGACUUAAAGGAGCAAAAAUCUGGCUCCUCAGAGUAG
Miscanthus lutarioriparius is the source of this 747-nucleotide messenger RNA. NCBI's taxonomy places the organism in Eukaryota, Viridiplantae, Streptophyta, Magnoliopsida, Poales, Poaceae. The record is from the annotation of a GenBank genome assembly.